AUGUCUCUAGAAACAAUCACGACUAUUUCCCCCGCGACCAACGAGCCUAUCAUCACCCGCACGGGAGUCUCGUCGGAGGAUUUGCGACGUCUCCCCGAAGCGGGACAGGCGGCAUUCCGCGUCUUCUCGCAAACGACCCUCCAAGAACGACAGAAAAUCGUCGAACGCGCUCUGGACAUUCUGGAAAAGAAGAAGGAUGAAUUGGCACGCGAAGUCACGGAGCAGAUGGGCCGGCCCAUCGCUUACACUGGUGUCGAGAUCGCGACCGCUAUCAAGCGGGGAAGAUACCUGAUCAGUGUGAGCAACUCGGUGCUUGGUGAAGAGGGCAUUGUGCCUGGUGAGGCGGAAAAGGGCUUCCGGCGAUAUAUCAAGCGCUCACCUGUUGGGGUGGUGCUUGUUCUUUUCCCAUGGAACUAUCCCUACCUCACCUUGGUCAACAGUCUCAUUCCCGCUAUUCUGGCCGGUAACGCCGUCAUCCUGAAGCCCUCGCCUCAGACCCCUACCAUCGUCGAGCAAAUCACCGCCGCCUUCAAUGAGGCCGGCCUCCCAAAAGAUGUUCUCCAAUACUUCCACUGCGGCUCGUUUACAUUGCUCGAGGCGGUGGUGCGGUCGCCCCUCGUGAGCCACAUCUGCUUCACUGGCUCCGAAGCUGGUGGCUUGGCUGUGCAAAGAGCGGCCGCGGAUCGGAUUGUGAGCGUCGGACUGGAGCUGGGUGGAAAGGAUCCUGCCUACGUGCGAGAUGAUGUCGAUCUUUCCUGGGCAGCAGAGGAGAUUGUCGAUGGCGCUAUCUUCAACAGUGGACAGAGCUGCUGCGCUAUUGAGCGUGUCUAUGUCCACGAGAAGAUCUACGACGGAUUCAUUGCGGAAGUCAAGAAGGUGCUCAGCAACUACCGCGUCGGCGAUCCCUCUGAUCCUAAGACUCAGAUUGGACCGGUCAUCUCCAAAAAUGCCCGAGAGACUAUCCUGACGCACAUCGCCGAUGCUGUGAAGAAGGGUGCCAAGGACGAUACUCCUGCCAACGGAACAUUUGAAAACUUCCCCGCCUGCGGAAACUAUGUCAAGCCUACGCUGCUGACCGGUGCGACCCAUGAGAUGGUUGUCAUGACCGAGGAGACAUUCGGGCCUGUCAUCCCAGUGAUGAAGGUGUCUGGCGACGAGGAGGCUGUUCGCCUGAUGAACGACAGCAAGUUUGGCUUGACUGCCAGCGUUUGGUCCAAGGACAUUCCUGCUGCCGAGAAGCUGGUUGAGCAAGUUGAGGCUGGAACCGUGUUUGUCAACCGGUCGGACUUCCCCAGUCCUGACCUCGCCUGGACUGGAUGGAAGAACUCUGGUCGUGGCGUGACUCUCAGUCGAUUUGGAUUCGAGCAAUUUGUGAAGCUCAAGAGCCACCACAUCAAGGACUACCCGAAAUAA
Messenger RNA from Penicillium argentinense, 1413 nucleotides. RefSeq names its product aldehyde dehydrogenase family protein. The record is from RefSeq and is a predicted model, not a curated record. NCBI's taxonomy places the organism in Eukaryota, Fungi, Ascomycota, Eurotiomycetes, Eurotiales, Aspergillaceae. Bases 1 to 1413 code for a protein of 470 amino acids. The transcript is spliced from 3 exons. Gene Ontology annotation, molecular function: aldehyde dehydrogenase (NAD+) activity.